UGCACCGGGGCUUGCCUGGAUAACACUAGGUUAGUGUUGUUAGGUGACGUCCACUUGACGAUCAGCCUUUUGUGUUGGCAUUUGUUCAGGCAGGUUCGUCCAUCAGCAUCACCCUGCGGAGUAGCCCGCGCUUGGGGUCGACUUGGCUCAUCUUUCGCAUCACGCGAUUAUUUAACGUAACUGAAUGGAAUGCAUUAUGCACAUGAAUGCAUAUAAACAGGAAUAGCAUAAAUCUAACUAGUGCUAUACCGACAAGAAUUAAGCACUUAGUGAUGAAGCGUCGUAUUAUUUUAUAUGGAAACACUAGUUAUCGACGUAUGACUAAGCGCAAUAAUUACGCUUCUCGAACCUAACACAAACAUCACAAACAACAAACUAUACACAUGAAAUACAAUUAGCCUAAUCACAACUUAUCAGUUAAUUAACUAAAUUCUAAACUUAUCCCUUGCUUUAUAAAUUAUACUACAUCUGUAUAAGUGAUUAAAAUAUUUCAUCAACACACAGGCCUAUUAAUAUUAUGCUCGGUACACUAAUUCAGCGAAUUGACCGAAAUAACGAAAUAACUCGCCAUAGCUGAAUCUGGCUCGAUAAUCGCAAGAACCGCGAAGUCAACGAGAGUUCCGUGACUCACGUAAUUUAUCGAGCACCUAGUGAGCAUCACACUAGUACAUUAAUUUAUUCAACGAUUGAACUAUUCCGAAUAAUUCAUCGGCUUACCAUGUCCGGAACGAUUUAAUAAUCGUAGAUCCACGAUGAGUAUUGGUUUAGACUUCCUAUCGAACACCUAGCAGGGGUUGUGUUCGAAGGCGGCUUCCAGGGGAAGAGCUCGAUAGGGGGCUUCAGAGCUCAACACAAGUGGCACGCAACUGGCAGAUAGAGUGUCGGGAUCGAUGGGCACGUCGUGACGCGGCGUGGGUUGACGACGAAGAAUAAAGGGCUACUGGCUUCGACUUCAGCACCAAAUCUCCUUCCAAAAUUAUGAUCAGCUUGAACUUCACACGAACAAUGAUGAGACCCUGGUUCAGGCCUUACGUCGAGUAGUCGGCAGGCGUCAUAGUUGGCUUCCGCUGUCUGCGCCGCCCACACCAAGAACCUCUCUCCCAAACAUAAGCAAGCAAGGGACCACACCACAGGUAGUCGACGAAAUCAACAUAGGACUGCAGCAAAGCUUCUAGAAUAGGAAGAUGAUAACAAGGUCGACGAUCGGACGCGACGCUAAUGCAGGAGCGCAGAGGCCAAGGUGCCAUGGCGUAGAAGCGUGCGGGAUCCAGCGUCCAAGGCUAAGCAGCAGGGGCGCCGAGGGAGCAAGGACGCAGGGACGCGCCAUGGGAACCUCGCGGCUGGUGAGAGCGCGCGUCGCACGCAGGAAACACGGCGGCCAUGGCGAGGGAGCAGAGACGGCGCACAGGGCUGAAUCCGAGCAGGGGCCUCAGCUGGGGAAACAGGAAGAAGCUCGCGGCGCUGAGAGCAGAGCGCGCGCGCAUGGCUGAAGUAGAGGAGAAGCAUCAGGGCUUGCGCAGGGGCGCGACUGGAGAAGGAAGAUCACGACGAGGAGACGCAUGGGACACUCCAUGGCUGAAUCCGGAGCACGCCGGCGAGCUCGCGACCCGGGGCGCGACGAGCUUGCUGCGCCAGGGAGCAAGAUGCGCGCGAGCAGAGGGACGUGAGGAGCAGGCGCACGACGGUUGGAGGGCUGGGGCAAGCGACAUGGUGGCCUAAGGUAGUGGUCGGUGUGAGCUCGGUGCUCGACGACCAGAGGUGUAUGCACGCACGCGAUCGAUAGGAAAGGAGAGGCAGCUCUGUGAGGAUGAGGGAGAGAGAGGAACCACCGACGGAGAAGGAGAUGAGGGAGGCGGCCGAGCGAGCUGAGGAGAUAAGCACCGUGACCAGUUUUUUUUGUUGCGCGAGCCUGUGCGGCAAGCAGUUUCAACCAAAAAAAAUCUGAGCGAGCAGAGAUAAGGAAGCUUGCGCGCUGGAAAAAUCAGAGACAGUGGAUAAGGAGAAGGAAGAUGCGCCCCAUGUAUCCGAUUGCGUGAACGGCGGCAGGAAAUAAGAAGCAGAGGAAUUCAGCGGUGGGGAGGAUAUUUUCAACAGGAUAUUUUCCCUUUCAUUUCCCCCUUUUUAUUUUACGCAAACGAUACAAAUAUCCAUACUCUGAGAUUAAAGUUAAAAGAGAUAUAAACGAGUCGGAUCCAGACAGUACUAGAUACAAAAUUCAGAUAUAAUUGAUUCAGCGAACACUCUGAAGUCGGAUGAAUCUGUACCGUUAAUUUACUUUUAAAGAUUUAGAUCGAGACGAGAAACAAAUGGACUGAAUCAUGAAACAAAGAAUCCGAGGUUUACGGUUCUGACUAAUUUUGUUUAGAUAGUUUUCGUGACUAUUUUGGGCAACACGUACACGGACUGGAUAUCGGAUACGUCAUUUGAGACAACACUGGUUUAGUCGAUCUCGGAUAAAAAUUUAUCCGCCAUCUAAACACAAUUGAUUUUAAUAUCUUACCGAGUGUGCUGAAGAAUAAAUUGGAUCAUAACCUCGCGCACGAUUUCUCAGUUCACGAGCAGAGACGGAAUUAUUUCACCCCAAAAACUUAGUCGUCGAGUUCUACUUAAUCUGUUUGAGAUGAAAUCGGGGACUGGACUGAAUUUCCAAAUUCGUAUUUGCGCGAGCGAUGAAUUUUAAAUAAUCACCGGACGCACCGAUUUUCGAAACAGCUAUGUUCCGAACAUCACGAAAAUUUAGAAAGAGCCCGGAUAGAUAAAAAUGAUGGCGAACUCGCGACAAAUGAAACGGAUGCGAUAUUAAAAUCGCGAUAGACGAAAAUGAUUAAAAUUUUGGCAUCCGUUUUAUCCACUGAUAUUACAUGCUUAAAUCCAUACUCGUUGUCGAGCGGAAUAUAAACACCAGGGGUGUUACAGUCCGCCCCCUCCGCCGCGUCCUCCAGGUCCUAGCAGUUCUUUUUUCCACAUCCUGUUUGAUCUCUCUCCGCUUGUCCUAGCAAAUCACCUUACGAUACGAUCUCCUCCAUGUUUCCUUUCCUGCUGGCAAUGGCAAUGCAGGGCCUGGAUCCGCUGACCACGGCGGGGCUGUUCGCGGAGGCGUGGUGCGUGGGCGAGAAGAAGGUGAACGGCGAGGAGUGCUUCAUCCUGAAGCUGGCCGCCGACCCGCAGAUGUUGAAGCUGCGCAGCGAGGGGCAGGCGGAGAUCAUCCGACACGUGCUGUUCGGCUACUUCAGCCAGCGCACGGCCCUGAUGGUGCACAUCGAGGACUCGCACCUGACCCGCAUCCAGCCGCACGCCGGCGGGGACGUCGUGUAUUGGGAGACCACCACCAGCUCUGCCCUGGAGGACUACCGCGCCGUGGAGGGCGUCAUGAUCGCGCACUCGGGGCGCUCCGCGGUGACCCUGUUCCGGUUCGGCGAGGCCGCCAUGAGCCACACCAAGACGCGGAUGGAGGAGGCAUGGAGCAUCGAGGAGGUGGCGUUCAACGUCCCCGGCCUGUCCGCGGACUGCUUCAUCCCGCCGGCCGACAUCCAGUCCGGUCCAGUUGGCGAGGCCUGCGAGCUGCCGCCGUCCCAGUUGCGCGCCAAGGCUGGCGUAGGAUCUCGAAGAGGCACUCGUCUGGGAGCGCGUUGAGCGACGGCAGCGGCAGCUGCCUCUGGUUCUUGGCUGCCCUCACGAACUCGGCCGCCGUCGUGGCGACCGCGGACGCGGCCACCAGC
Molecule: messenger RNA, 3719 nt
Organism: Zea mays
Lineage: Eukaryota; Viridiplantae; Streptophyta; Magnoliopsida; Poales; Poaceae
Exons: 1
Coding region: 3025-3633 (202 amino acids)
Source: RefSeq, a predicted model, not a curated record